GACGUGAUGAAAUAUUGUAGGUUAUGUUCAACAAAAGUUUUAUUACUUUGACUCAGGGUUCAGUGUUAUUGAGAGCCACUUUCAAUUAUUUCAAAAUAAAAUCUCACUUGACUUUUCAUAAAUUCAGUGUUUUUAUAUAAAUAUUUAACUUCCACUAAAUUUUAUUAUCGUAACCUCGUUAUUUGUUUUGAAAUGCCUGGUCAGCCGGAUAACAAGGAAGAGCAAGCUCCUGUUCGUGAACUAACGCAGACUGACAAGUUGAAUAAGAAACUUUUGUCCUCACUACUAGAAAAUUUAAACUCGGGAGAAAACAGCGUUCUUAAUUCUCUUACUAGUCCAACAAAUACGGAACAAGACGAAUCUGAAAAUACAGAUUUUGAAGCAAAUUCAACUGAAUAAGUAAAUAAUAGAAAUGGCUUUGCUACACAAUGAUCUUUUCUCGAAUGAAGCCGUAGAUGAUCCAGAAGACUUGGACUUAUUGGUUGAGGGACGAGGACAAGAAGAUAAUGAAACUGCAGAACAAGCAACUGGUGACAAUUCUGACAAAGAAGAGAAAAAAGAUGAUCAACCUGAAAAGAAGAAACGAAAGCAAAGCCAGCGACCAAGACUAAAUAUUCUCAGGUUGAUGGAUAACAAUACUGGACUAUUAGCUGCUGAAAGAAUGUUCAAAGAUGUAAAAUUCAAAGGAAAAGGUCAUGAACUGGAAGAUUUGAAUUUGAUCAUGAAGAAAAUGGAGAUUUGGGCUCACAAGCUGUAUCCAUCUUUCGAUUUUGAUGAUUGUCUGGCUAAACUGGAAAAACUUGGAAAUACUCGUUCUGUUGCUACUUACGUCAAGAAAUUGAGAAUGGGACUUGAAGAUGACAUUGUUACUCCUCAACAUGAUGACGAGGAUGUUAAUGAAAACACCAACAAUGACAACACAGAAGAAAAUCAACCUCCGCCUAGAGCUAAUUCUCCUGGUAGAUUUGAUCAGUUAGUCAGGAAUCAGCCACAAAAUGAACCCGCUCAAGGGGGUCUCACAGAGGAGCAAAGAGAAAGAAUGCGGAAGAAUCGUCUCAUUGCUGAGCAAAGACGAGCGGCCAGAAUGAAGGAACUGCGAGAGAAACAGCAACGCAUGGCGGCUGGAAAUGCUGUUUUAAGCCAAUCACCCUUCCAGACUACUUCAGAUGAUAAUACUCCAAUCAUUGCACAUUCUCAACAAAAUAAUUCCUCAGAGCUACAAAAUACAUUGAAUGCUGAAUGUGAUUCCACCAACAUUUCACAGACUGAGAAAGAAGUUUCCGUGAAUAAUAGUACACAAAUUGGCGAAAAUACUCAGGAUAAAGAUGAAAUUGGUGAAACUACACUGGAUGAAGAUAAAAUUGGACAUGGAGAUAACGAAGUUCCUAUGAAUAUCAGCACAGAAAUUGGUGAAACUACUAAGCAUCAACAGAAAAAUAACGAUGUUACUAUGAAUAUCAACUCAUAAAUUUGUGAAACUACUCAUGAUAAAGAUGAAAUUGGUGUAACUACUCAAGAUAAAGAUGUUUCGAUGAGUAUCAGUACAGAAAUUGGUGAAACUACACAUGAUAACGAUGAAGAUAAAGAUGUUUCUAUACCUAUCAGCACAGAAACGGGUAAAACUACUCAGGAGAAAGAUGAAGAAUACACUACUUGUGAAGAAUCUGAACAAGCUACACGUUCACUUGGUACUGCAAACAAUGUAAGUGUGAAUUUGCCAGAAAAUUCGUAUGAUUUUUUUGAGCCGAUGGAUGAUAUCGAGAUGGAAGAACUGCCUUGAGUGAGUUUUCUCAAUGAUUAUUAUAAUUGUCAUCAGUUUUCACAACGUCCUCUCAUGAAAUUAUUACAACCGAUUUACAAGUUUUUUUUAGUGGCGGUACUAUUCCAGGGACACACGUAUUAUUAAUGUAAUAUUGAUUUCUAUAUCUCAAUAAAAAUAAUUUAACUAAA
This is a messenger RNA of Nilaparvata lugens (brown planthopper), 1950 nucleotides long. Its product is annotated as TIMELESS-interacting protein. Gene Ontology annotation, biological process: replication fork processing; DNA replication checkpoint signaling; replication fork arrest. Gene Ontology annotation, molecular function: DNA binding. Gene Ontology annotation, cellular component: replication fork protection complex; nucleus. The record is from RefSeq and is a predicted model, not a curated record. The transcript is spliced from 5 exons. Lineage: Eukaryota; Metazoa; Arthropoda; Insecta; Hemiptera; Delphacidae. The coding region runs from base 413 to 1468 and encodes 351 amino acids.